CUCGAUCUGAAAUAAAACCAAAACAAACAAAUGAAUAACUUCAAAUUCACGUCAGAGUCAAAGUCAACAUGGUGUGUUGCGGAAUCUGUUAUACAGCACCCCCGCGACAACUACUCACAAUCCUAGCAUUCAUUGGACUAACACUAGCCUUCUGCAUGCGACAGGUUCUACCCAUAUCGAUAUCAGAAAUAACAAUCAACUCUGAAGAACCUCACAAAUGGACAGAGUUACAACAAGCCCUAAUUUUGAUGGGAUUUUACAUAGGAUACUCUAUAAGUCACAUUGGUGCCGGACUAAUAAUACAAAAAAUGGGUGCACGGAUUCCCAUAAUCAUCGGAAUGAUAAUCUCAAGCGUGAUGACUGGAUUAAUCCCGUUUGUAUCAAGUUUCCACUGGUCUGCGUUGGUUGUCAUUAGAAUAAUAACCGGCGCUGGCCAAUCUGUCCUAAUGCCGGGAAUAUCUUCCCUGUUAACAUACUGGGUACCCCUAGAAAACCGAUCAACAAUAGCAGCGAUAAUCUACGCCGGUGCACCAAUGGGUACAUUCUUAGGAAUCUACCUCUCUGCAAUCGUGUCAUCAUACUGGAAAAACUGGCAGUAUGCUUAUUACAUGUGGAGUGGCUUCACUGCCACAUGGCUGGUUCUAUUCAUGGUGUACAUUUACUCAUAUCCGAAAACACAUCCACGUAUUUCAGCCCAAGGCAGUUCCUACCAACGCGCCGACUUCAUUCAAAACGAAUUAGUAGCCGAGAAAGUCCAGAAACUUUCCUACGGCUGCCAGAUCGUUGCAACCUUCGGGCACACAUACAUCCUGUUCACACUAGACACUUACUUGCCCAAGUAUCUGCAUGAGGUGUUAAAAUAUGAAGUAGAAGAUUAUUCCAUAUACGCUGGAACACCUUUCGCGUUAAUGUACAUGUGUGGGAUUAUCUCCCGCUUGGGUUUUUCAUGGAUGGUAAAUAAGAAGAACAUAAACGUCGAUUUUCUACGAGUUAUUUACUGCUCUUUUGGUAAUGUUCUCAGCGGAGUAACUCUAGUAUCAGCAUUUUAUAUUGCAAGCCAACAACAAGUAACAACAUUAGUGUUGAUUCAUAUUGCGGCACUUCUUGCAGGAUUUUUCUAUGGUGGACUGAACAUGUUAGACAUGAGCAUCCGGAACAUCAAUGCAAUGUCUUUGGUUAACGGUCUGGCAACAACGUCGGGAGUUGCUGCGAUUACUGUGAUUGCACUAAUCGCAAAAAACAGGUCAAGCACCGAGUGGACACAUGUCUCGUACAUACUGCUUGCAGUGGAAGUACUAGUAUGGAUCCUUGAUUGUAUGUUCACAGCAACCAAACUAUGUUUGCAACCACGCGAUGAGGACAGAAGAUGGCAUCAAAAUAUUCCACAGGCGCAACACAAAGAUAUAAUCAAAGAAUCGGCUGCUGUGCAAGAAGAGCUGAAGAAAAAACAGCGGGGAGAGCAAAGUGCGGAGACCGAGUCGUCAACAUCACGACCAUAACAAUAAAGAUAAAAAGCCAAUUGCAAUUACUUGUAAACUAACUCACCGUCGUU
Messenger RNA from Dalotia coriaria, 1552 nucleotides. Its product is annotated as sialin-like. The transcript has a single exon. Gene Ontology annotation, cellular component: plasma membrane. The record is from RefSeq and is a predicted model, not a curated record. Gene Ontology annotation, molecular function: transmembrane transporter activity. NCBI's taxonomy places the organism in Eukaryota, Metazoa, Arthropoda, Insecta, Coleoptera, Staphylinidae. The coding region runs from base 69 to 1499 and encodes 476 amino acids. Gene Ontology annotation, biological process: transmembrane transport; monoatomic anion transport.